This is a messenger RNA of Melospiza georgiana, 909 nucleotides long. RefSeq names its product PHD finger protein 7-like. Lineage: Eukaryota; Metazoa; Chordata; Aves; Passeriformes; Passerellidae. Gene Ontology annotation, cellular component: nucleus. The record is from RefSeq and is a predicted model, not a curated record.
AUGUCUGACAGCAAGCAGGAGGGCCCUGGUGCCAGGGAGCCAGCCUGCAUGCUGUGUCGCCGUGCCGAGGCUGACCCGGACAUGUGUGGUGACAAACUGCAGAAGGGUGGGCUCUGUGCCCACGUGUUCUGCUUGUUCUUCGCCACUCUACUAUUUCAGCAAGAGACGGACCGCGGGGGACUCAUGGACUUUCUCCCUCGAGAUCUCCUAAUUGCAGUGCAGCGGGCGGCACAGAAGCGCUGCUGCGUCUGCGGCCAGAGCGGGGCAACCAUCAUGUGCUGCGCGGAGGACUGCGACAGAUGGUUCCACUUGCCCUGUGCCAAGGAGGCCGGCUGUGUCAAUCAAUAUAUUAGCCCGUACAGCUCUUUCUGCCCUGAACACCUUCCAGAGCAGGAGGUGGAGGGGACUCCUGAGCCGGACACUGUUUGCCCCAUCUGCAUGGAGCCUGUGGAGGACAGAAAGACCUUCACAACAUUGGUGUGCCCAACGUGCAAAAGGGCCUGGUUCCACAGGGACUGCAUCCAGGGACAGGCCUUGCGCGCUGGUCUUUAUGCCUCGUGCCCCCUGUGCAGAGACAGUGAGGCAUUUCUUGUCGAAAUGUUCAUCUUGGGGAUCCGAAUCCCCAUCAGGCCCUGGGAAUUGCUCCUGUGCUCCUCCUGUGCUGCUGAGGGCACCCACAGGCACUGUUCUGGCCUGAGAAGCAGCACACACAUAUGGGAGUGUGACACCUGUGCUGGGCUCGGAACAUCCUCCAGGGAUGAGUCAGAGCUCAAUGGCCCCAGGCCAGCCAGACAAGACGGGCAGCCACAGCAGGCCCCAGCAUGCAGCAUGGCAGCAGGCGCUGCCAUCUUCCUCACUGGACACCAGCAGCAUCAGCAGAUCAAGGUCAACAUGCAGCACGUCCCCUGA